GAUCCCCUUCCCUCCCACUUCCCUUCCCUCGCCGCCUCCCCCAAAAUCUCCGCCUCCUCUCCCGUUCCAGAAACUCGCGCUGCUCCCUCCCUUCCCCCACCCAAAUCGAACGCACGCAGAAGCAGCCCCCGAUGUCGAUUGCGGCGGCGAGGUCCCCGUCCCCGGGCCCGGCGUCGAGGCCGUGCUGCGGCGGCGGCGGCCUCAGGCGGAGCGCCGACUCCAGCCCCUUCAGGCCCGCCGCGUCCCCGCCCGAUUCUCCGCAGAGGAGCUCCUCCGUCUGCAAGAACAGCGGCAGCCGCGCCUCGCCGCGGCCCUGCGGCGCGGAGAAGGAGAACGACCCGCGGGACGCCGCGAGGACGCACAAGGUUCGCACCAGCGGUGGUGUCGGCUGCGGCGGCGGCGGCGGCGUCUCCAAGAGCUUCAUGGCGCCCACCAUCUCCGCCGCCUCCAAGGCCGUCGCGCCGUCCGCCUCGCCGAGGAAGAGGAUCCUCGGGGAGCGCAACGACCCCGUCCCCUCGUCCCCGGGCGACCACCUCGCGCACAGCAGCGCCAAGCCCAGGGGCCCGCCCCCGCCCCCGCCCGAGGCCACUCUGGGCGCGCCGCGCCGCCUGCGGCUCUCGCUCGACGGGGUGCCCGCGCCUCCUCCUCCCGCGGCCGCGCCGGUCGCCUCGCACGCCGCACGGCACUCGUUCGGUGGCGACGAGGAGGUGGGGAAUCCCGCGUGCAAGAACCGCCAGGACGCUGGCUCGGCGGCCGCCGCCCCGUACGACCCCAAGACGAACUACCUCUCGCCGAGGCCUCGCUUCCUGCGCUACAAGCCCAACCCCCGCGUCGAGAUGUACCGCCACAGCGGCGGGGGCAGCGUUCGGCGGCUUGAGGACCGCUUCGCCUCCGAGAGCAGCAGCACGGAGGAGGAUGCGUCCGAGGAAGAGCAAGAGCAGACGACGCUGUCGUCGGUGGCGGACGACUUCAAAGAGGAGGAGACGUCGGCUCUGGCCCCUGCACCUGAGGCCAGAGCCGAGCCUGCUGCUUCGGCCGUGGCUAGCGUCCUGCAGCCGCAUGCCGCGCCUGAUUCGCCACUGGCUUGCGUGCUCACACCGGAGCAGGAGUCCCCGCGAGCUGGUGGCGUGCUAACACCUGAGCAGGAACCUUCAGUGAGCCCCGCGCCCGCUCGUCAGAAGAAGAAGAAGAGGUCUCCGCUGAGGUUCCUGCUUGCCCCCCUUGCUCUGGUUCUGUUCAUGGCUGCGGCGUUUGUUUGUGUGCCACCGCCCCCGGGUUCCCCGGUCAUGCUGAACACCUCCCUGUCGAAGGUGUCAGACUUUCUGUCAGUUCAAGAAUCGUAUCCUGUGGAGUUGGCUGCUAGGCUGAAGCAAUGGUCUAGCAGUUCGUUGAACUUUGUCACGUCCUACUGGGAGGCUCUUGCAUCUUCCCAAGAACAGGAGGUCUUUGGUCCGCACUUUGUGGCCAAUUUGAGUGCUGCUCCUGCAGAUGGAGAUGCAUAUCAUGCUGUUGGUUGUUCUGCUCAGACGAUCCCGAUCAUUGUGGAGCAGGAGUUGGAGAUUCAGGAGGUUGAUUCAGAGAGUUAUACAGAGAUGAUUGCAGACCCCGAUGUAGAGUCAAUGGCAAAAUUUGGUGAUGCUGAAGUAGAAGAACCUAUAAAUGAUGCUGAAAUGGAACAGGAAUAUGCAGUACCAAGUUUCAUGGAGGAGGCAAAUAGCUCUGUUGAUGAUGCAGAAGUAGAGGAGUUUAUUGCUGAGAUGGCAGAAGAAGUUUCAGGUAGCAGUGGAGAAGAGAUGGCCGGAGAAGCUUCAGGUAGUGGUAGUGAAGAGAUGGCAGACUUCAUUCAGAAUUCGGACAUCCCUUCUCAAUCUGCUGCGGAGCCUGAACAAGCAGAGGACAUGGCCUCCUUGCAGCAAGAUGUUCAGACUGAGGACUCUGAGGGUGAUCAUGCUGAUGGCAAGGAGGAUCAGGAAGCCCAUCAUGGUGAGAAGUUGGGUUCUGAUAUGUGGCCAAGUUACUUGGACAAAAUCUCAAAUCCUGCUACACUUGGUGCUGCUCUUGCUGCUUUUAUAGUUCCUGCUGCUCUGGCACUGCUUUAUAUGAGGCAGAAGCAAGCUCGUGUUGCCAUGGACUCCAAUGAACCAGUUGAGCAGGUUGAGCAAGUUGAGCAAGUCGGAAUUCUUUCUGGUUCAGGAAGCAGCGAGGGUGUGGCCAAGAGUUCACGAUCUCAAAAUCCUGUGGUAGAAGAAACUGAGAAACUUGGUGGCUCUGGUGCCUCACAGUAUAGCAGCAGCUUGUCAUCUGGGCUUGGCAGGAGGAGAAAGGCCAGGGAGGAGGGGAGUUUGGGCCUUGAGCCAGUGGUGUCGAGGAGGGAUUCCACAGCGCAGUCCACAGCAUCUUAUGGUAGUUUCACCACAUAUGAGAAGAUCCCCGCCAAGAAAGGAAACAAGGAGGAUGAGGCGAUGACCCCUGUCCGGCGUUCCAGAAGGAAUGUGAAACCACCAGAAGCCUAAGAUGUCAGGAAGCUGGUCCUCUUAACUACUUCCUAGAGGAUCUAACUCUUAGAUUUAGCAUACACUUCGGUUGCUGCUUAUGGGCAUGUCUCGGUAUUUGACAGAUGUGUAUGGCGUGAUAAAACAGUUCUCUGCUGUUUUUCCUUUUAAAACGAUUAGGACUUGUGUGUUUAGCAUAACUGGCUAAGAUUUCAUAAUUGAUUGUUAACUUGCUUAUUGUACUGUUUGCUAAUUGAGAUGAGUAUCUUCCUUCUAUAUGUUCUUGGAAUAGUGAUCUGAAAGCUAUCCUUCACAACA
Messenger RNA from Setaria italica (foxtail millet), 2810 nucleotides. RefSeq lists its product as uncharacterized. The transcript is spliced from 3 exons. The record is from RefSeq and is a predicted model, not a curated record. The coding region runs from base 132 to 2513 and encodes 793 amino acids. Lineage: Eukaryota; Viridiplantae; Streptophyta; Magnoliopsida; Poales; Poaceae.